GAAUCUGCUGAGAGGUGGAUCCAGGGAGGAGGAGCUCGGCAUCCUGUGGCAGCUCUGACUGUACUGGGCCAGAUAUUAAAGAGCCCCAGGCGAGAGCCAGCCCUCAGCUCCUGCAAAUCCACUGCAUCCCUCACUUUUGACACAGGAGGAACUUGCCGAGAAGGGGAAAGGGGCGAGAGAAUGUACUCCCUUCUCUUGUUGGUCCUGAGCUUUUGUUUGCCCUACUCCAGUUUGGGAACAGGUCAAUGGUGCUACGACAUUCAGAACGUCGACUGUGGACCCGCCACCUGGAAGAAUGAUUAUGCAAAGUGUGGGCUGAACAAGCAGUCUCCCAUCAACAUUGUAACCAAGAAAGCUAAAUUUGAUGAAAACUUGACUCCCUUUAUCUUUCAUGGCUAUGAUCAUGUUGAUCACUGGUCCAUCGGAAACAAUGGUCACACAGUUACUGUGACAUUAAACGAAGGCAUUACCAUCAAAGGUGGAAACCUUCCGCAUACAUACAAAGCAGCACAGUUCCAUUAUCAUUGGGGAACAGAUACUGAUCCUGGAUCAGAGCAUACAAUAGAUGGGGAACAGUAUCCCAUGGAGAUGCAUAUUGUCCACUAUAAUGAAAAAUAUGGUUCCUUGGAAAAUGCUCUCAACCGUCCUGAUGGUGUGGCUGUGCUGGGAUUUCUAUUUGAGAAAUCAAAUGAAAAUAAUGAAGGAAUGAAUCUCUUCAUCCAAGCGCUGAAAUCUGUUUCAAAAUCUGGUGACAGCGGUCAGUUAAAAUCAUUUGCACUGAAUAAACUUAUUCCAGACCGUGAGAAGCUUAAGAAAUACUACCGCUACCAAGGCUCAUUGACUACACCUGGCUGUGAUGAGGCAGUAAUCUGGACAGUAUUUGCAGAACUCAUUCCUAUCAGCAAAAACCAGCUCAACAGUUUUUCUGCCAGUCUCUUCUACAAUGAUUCAGAACCUAUGAAAUUAAACUUCAGACCCGUUCAAAAACUAAACGAUCGUCCAGUCUAUGUUUCAGAUUCAGCUAUGAGGCUUUUCAAUGCAGUAUGGCUGUCAGUAAUACUUGCAAUCUGGACAUCUAUAUUCUUCAACUGAGCAACCUAAGUGAAGCAGACUUUCUUCUUCUGUCCAGCAGGUAUAAAAGGAACCUCUAGUGGUAUAAAUAUCUCAGUCUGUACUAAUUAAUAAUAAUUAACAUUCUUCUUCUCAUUUUGAGAAGUCCUGGAAUGAAAAAGAAACAAAACAAACACUGUCUUGUUAUCACUUCAGUCUACCAGCACACUUAGCAGAUGGGUGGUAUUUCUGUAGUAGUUUAUAAUUUUUAGUGUAUUUGUGCACUGGUACAGUAAAGAUUGUUUCAAGGUAAAAUCUCAAUAGAACAUGGUUUGAACAAAUUAUGAAUUGUCCUUCACAACCGAAGUCUAGUUUUCACACAUGCUGUACAAUACUGGACUGUGGUUUUUAAUAAUAAUAGAUUAGAAUAUUACAAAUGAAAGAAAAUUGAAGCCCUUGAACUUGCAAACACAACCUGCCAAAAAUAGAGUGACCACAAUUGGUUGCUGAAACAAGAAGCACCCAGAAAGCUCUCUCUUUUAUCUUAAGUAGCUUUCUCCCCAGGUCCAUCUAACUGGCAUCAUUUCAUCACAAUAAACUUAAAAAUAGUGGGAGGGAUGAUUUCAAGCACCAGUCGUUUUAAAUUAGGCUCCCACCCAUGCGUGGCAGAAUGAGAACAUUAGUGAUUUUAACCACUGCCCUGUGGAAACAAUUUUGAUAAGGCUUUGCAGAGAGUACAAAGGAGAUUUGCUAGAAUUCUACAAAGGGUGAAGUACUAGUUUAUGUAAGGAGACUGAAGAAGCUGGAAUUCACCUCAGCAUAGCGAAUGUUAAGGGGCGAUUUAAUAAAGCUGUUCAAGCUAUGUGGGGUUUUAAUAAAGUAGAAUGAUUCAAAUAAUAGGCAAGUUAAUCAAAAGGGAGUUGAAGAUGAUUUAUUUUAACAUAGCAAGUUGUUGCAGUCUGGUGAGGAUUAGAAUUGUAAUUAACAUCUGCGGGAUGAGUUGGGUGCCUUGCCAAUGAAUUGGAAGACCUGGUUUAAAGUGAGGAUGUGAGAUCCAGGUGGAACAUUGUCAGGUAAAUCACUGGGUGAAUUUUACUGCCACUGUACCUAAAUUCCAGUGUUAUGCAUAAAAUUACAGUCUAACAAAUAUAUCCGGAUGGAAUGAGCUAUGCUCAGAUCCAUCUCAUCGUUAUCUGCCAAUUCAAAUACUGAUAACAAUUUCUUAAUAUGUCAAAAUGAAAUUUAAAUCAAAAGCUUCUCGAGUUGCUUUCCCAAGGUUUCCCUUUAAAAUAGAUCCACUUCACAUUUGUUUAGGCUUAUGGUGUUAACAAAGAUGUAUUGAAGGAUCAGGUAAAUUAUUUGAUUUUGUACAUUUUCAUUUUGCAGUUAAAUCCUAUCAGAAUGAAGCUGGUUGCAGUUAUUUUACUGGAUAGUACAUAUGAAAUUGAUGUUUUCAAAGUUUGUGAGAAGAUUUGUAGCUUGGGUGCUCGUUGUUGUGGUUCUGUUCGCCGAGCUGGGAGUUUUUCUUGCAAACGUUUCAUCCCCUUUUCUAGGUGACAUCUUCGGUGCUUGGGAGCCUCCUGUGAAGCGCUUCUGUGCUGAUUCCUCCGGCAUUUAUACUGAUUUGAAUCUG
Molecule: messenger RNA, 2683 nt
Organism: Hemiscyllium ocellatum (epaulette shark)
Lineage: Eukaryota; Metazoa; Chordata; Chondrichthyes; Orectolobiformes; Hemiscylliidae
Gene: ca4a
Product: carbonic anhydrase IV a
Exons: 8
Coding region: 181-1092 (303 amino acids)
Cellular component (GO): plasma membrane
Molecular function (GO): carbonate dehydratase activity; zinc ion binding
Source: RefSeq, a predicted model, not a curated record